AUGGCUUCCUCCAAAAGGCUAUUUCAGAGCCUCGCGACUCGCGUAGCCCACUCUCCUCUCACAUCUUCCUCACUCAAAUCUCGAUCCUUCAUAGCAUGCCGUAAAAAUCAAUUCACCACAACCCGAUUCUCGACACGCUCAAACAAUCCACCUCCAUUCCUCUCCUCACAGUUUUCCAGGUAUAACUCGACCUCCACCAGAGCUCCUUCUCCUCUUACAGACAGCAAACCUGUGUCCCCUGAAGAUACCGCCCAGAACGCACAGCGACGUGCAGAGGAACGGGCAUUCCUAAUCACAUUCACCUGCAAACCAUGCAGUCACCGUUCAUCACAUCGUAUCUCGCAGCACGGCUACUACAAAGGCACAGUGCUGAUCACUUGUCCGGAGUGCAAAAAUCGACAUAUCAUCAGCGACCAUCUGAAUAUCUUCAUGGAUACAAAGUCUACGCUUGAGGACAUCUUGUGGCAGCAGGGGCAGACGCUGUUAAAAGGAAAGCUAGAAAGGGACAUAGAAUGGUGGGAGGAUGGCACUGUGAGAGCAAUUGAAGGAGAAGGUACGAAGGAGGCGCUGCGCCAUCAACAAAGUCAGGGCCAACGACCAAUCGAAAACACGGCUCAACUGCAGCAGGACGUAAAUAUGCCGCGGAAUCAGGACCAAGAACAGGAGAAGGAACAGGAACCGUACCAAUAG
Messenger RNA from Paracoccidioides lutzii Pb01, 690 nucleotides. RefSeq names its product DNL zinc finger domain-containing protein. Gene Ontology annotation, molecular function: zinc ion binding; protein-folding chaperone binding. Gene Ontology annotation, biological process: protein import into mitochondrial matrix; protein stabilization; protein folding. The coding region runs from base 1 to 690 and encodes 229 amino acids. The record is from RefSeq and is a predicted model, not a curated record. The transcript has a single exon. Gene Ontology annotation, cellular component: mitochondrion.